This is a messenger RNA of Lichtheimia ornata, 1470 nucleotides long. RefSeq lists its product as uncharacterized. Lineage: Eukaryota; Fungi; Mucoromycota; Mucoromycetes; Mucorales; Lichtheimiaceae. The transcript has 7 exons. Gene Ontology annotation, biological process: double-strand break repair via nonhomologous end joining; interstrand cross-link repair; protection from non-homologous end joining at telomere. Gene Ontology annotation, molecular function: damaged DNA binding; 5'-3' DNA exonuclease activity. Bases 1 to 1470 code for a protein of 489 amino acids. The record is from RefSeq and is a predicted model, not a curated record.
AUGACAACCUUUGAUGGCCAAGUACGCGAAUACCCUGUCAUUGCUAUCGAUCGUUUCAAACCACAGGCGGGCGUCAAGUACUACUUUCUUACGCAUGCUCAUGCUGACCACACACAAGGUCUUGAGAAUAGCCAAUUCAGAGGCAAAUUGCAUUGCACAGAGAUUACAGCCAAGUUUUUAUUGAACAAGAGGAUACGAAAGAAGCAGCCAUUUGCAUAUCUACGUUCUUCUAUGAUAACACACGUCGAGAUGGAAGAGUUUAUCCUGGAGACGACCGAGUACGGCAGAUUGACAAUCACAUUUCUACCAGCAAAUCAUUGUCCAGGUGCUAUUAUGAUCUUGAUUCAAGGAUGCAAUGGGACCGUGCUUCAUACAGGCGAUAUGCGAGCUGAACCAACCUUUGUGGACGAUUCUUUAUCCAUUCUCGAGACUCUCAAGAUACGCCACUUGUACAUGGAUACCACCUUUUGUGCUCAACAGUUCGACACUUUUAUUACAAAGGACAAGGCCAUUGAGCUGUUGAUUGAUCUUGUUCAAAAGAGUCCAAAGGAUCAGCAAUUCUAUCUUGAUUUCUGGAUGUAUGGGCACGAAGAAUUAUGGUUCGCCAUCGCUCAUACUUUUGACAGCAAGAUCCAUGUUUCCCCUGAGCGAUAUCAGCUCUAUUGUUCAGCACAACCAAGCUACAAUGACAUUUUGACGCUUGACAGCGACGUGCGUUUCCAUUCCUGUCGAUGGCAAUCUCCAUGUUGUCAACAUAGCAACAAGACCACUUGUGUUUAUCCAAAGCCUACAACAGAUCCUAGCAUGCGGUUGUAUGAAAAUGAAGAGUACUUGCUGCGUACCGAUUUACCACGCAACGUUCAACUGAAUCAAUACUUGGUGCUUCCGUUUUCGAUGCAUUCAUCUUUGAGCGAGAUUGUUGGAUUUAUAAAGUAUGUGAGACCGUCACGAUUGACCGCCACUGUGGCCCACGGGAAAUGGAAUCAGGUCGAAUAUAUGCGCAACUUGCUCAGCUUGCAUGGUGCCGACGUGUUCAGUAGUGGCAACCAAAGCAGUGGUAACGAUAGCAGUAGUAUCAGCUUGUUGAUCGGAUCCACGGAUGAAAGCAACACAACGCAAGAUACCUUUUUGUUCUCGGAUGAAAAUGAUCCUGCACUAGCAGCACCCUCUUGUCAACCCACCACCACCAAAUAUGAUCGGGCAGCAGCCAAAUUUCGAGAACGAUAUUCAAAACGCAAAUCAAUCCAUAUCAGUACUCUAGAAACAUUAACAUGGUACGGCAGCUCAAUCGAAGAAUUAGCAGUGCCAACGAACGAUGAUGAUGCCAAGGAGCAACAACAACAACGACCAAAAGACAAUAGCAGCUCACGCGAAUCAUUGCAACAAGUAUCUGGAAACAACAAAAAAGCCAAAACCGAAGAACAGCAUAAAGCCGCCACCACCACACCCAUCGUCAUCUGCUUAGAUUGA